Molecule: messenger RNA, 3626 nt
Organism: Limulus polyphemus (Atlantic horseshoe crab)
Lineage: Eukaryota; Metazoa; Arthropoda; Merostomata; Xiphosura; Limulidae
Product: frizzled-8-like
Exons: 2
Coding region: 903-2705 (600 amino acids)
Biological process (GO): non-canonical Wnt signaling pathway; canonical Wnt signaling pathway
Cellular component (GO): plasma membrane
Molecular function (GO): Wnt-protein binding; Wnt receptor activity
Source: RefSeq, a predicted model, not a curated record
UAGUUACCUUCCCUCAUUUCAAGUACAGGUAGCCUUUUGUGUAUCUUUGCGUAAAAAAUUUCUAAAUACCAAUCCAUCACACUGUUUUAUUUAUGUUCUAUUUCCGUAGAAGUAGAAAUAAAAUUACGCAAAGCGCAAAAUGACCAUAGGAUAAUCGCAUACUCACUUCUACAACAUAAUUAUUGAGAUUGUUCCAAAGAUUACCGUUAAAACGUAAAGCAACCCGUGCCAUUCCUACACAUCAAUUUCACUCUGCCAAAUGGCUUACACGAAACAUAUAUAUAUUAGGAAUCUACGUGGACAGAGCUGCGGCUUCCCCGCCCUUUCUCUCCCUUCUUCAAUCGAGUGAAUUCACGUUGAGGUUAGAGAAGGCGUUGCGCGUGCAGGAUGGAAGCUAAGAUCGAUUUUUGUUCUGUGUCACAUUGGACAAGAGCAACCAGAGAGCUACUGGCGUCAACGCCAAGGUUUAUAGAAGCGUUUUUAUUUUACUCUGAUAUCACUUAUUUGCAGCUAAGUAGCAUCAAUUGUAAGAAAUUCCGCUGUCUUGUACAGAUAGAAACGACAGAACGUUGCAAAGCAGUGAGCGGCAUUGAACAACUCAGAACUACAGUUUCUAGGUUAGUUUAAUCUUUUCUCAGUCAACAACUUGCUGCGCUGGGCAACAAAGAAGACGAUCAAUACGUGUUGUCAACUAAAUUCCAACGAGUCUCACGAAGCUCCACGGCCGCCGUAUUCAUCAAACUGGUUUACAACAAAGGUCUGUAGUUCGUUUUAACUGAAGAGAAAAGACCUUUCUUUCCAAAUAUUUCCAUUUCGUGAUAGGAAGUAGAUUCUUAUCGAACACAGUUGGUGGUAUCCUGCAGGAUAUGCCUCUUUCUCUACAUAUUCUAGUUUGGUGAGAGAUGAAGUCGUUUAAAAAUAUUCCGUUCUUUCUGUGUAGUAAUUCCUCAAAGCUGAUAGGGAUCUGGGUCUUGCUAGCUUCUGUCGGUACAUCUGGGGUACAGGUUGAAGAAAGUAGCUCGAGCUUUCAGAAAUGUGAAGAAAUAACAAUCCCCAUGUGUAAAAACGUAGGAUACAACUAUACGUCUAUGCCUAACCAGUUCUAUCACGAAACCCAAGAGGAGGCUGGCCUGGAGGCUCACCAGUUCUGGCCUUUGGUUGAAAUUCAAUGCUCUGGAGAUCUGCUGUUCUUCCUUUGUUCAGUUUAUACUCCCAUUUGCAUGCCGGAUUAUUCUGGUUCUAUCCCAUCAUGUCGAUCAGUCUGUGAACGCGCUCGAACUGGAUGUGCACCAAUUAUGCAACAGUACGGGUUCACUUGGCCCGAUAGGCUUCACUGUUACAAUUUUCCCGAGUAUGGUGAUCCUGGUAAUCUCUGUAUGGAUGAACAAGAAGGAAAAAAACCAAACCGUCCAAUUUUUCCAGGUGAAAAUAAAAACCCACUCGAAAUUUCUGAGACCUCCAAAUAUAACACCACUCUACAGCUAAAUGAACAUCCUACCUUUGACAAAGACUUUGAAAUUCCACUUACCACAUACGGUCCUCAUUUUGAUCCCAAGUGUGGAUGCAGGUGCCGCUACCCUAUGAUAAGCGUAACGGAAAAUGAGAAUAAAAAAUACUAUAACAAGGUAGAAACAGGUGGUGUUGUGAAUUGUGCAAUAGCUUGUCAUGGCAAUUUUUAUUCUAUAGAUGAGCAUAAGUUUGCCAACCUUUGGCUAGGACUAUGGUCAGUAUUAUGUUGUGUGUCCACUAGUAUCACAGUUAUAACUUUUCUGAUUGAUGUAGGCCGUUUCCGAUAUCCUGAGCGUCCAAUAAUCUUUCUGUCAGCAUGUUACCUUAUGGUGUCCAUUGGCUACAUGAUUCGUCUUGGAGCAGGUCAUGAGGCAGUGGCCUGUGAUGGCCCUAUCAUUGUUUACUCAAGCUCCGAACGAUCCGCCACGUGCAUCUUUGUAUUCAUUCUGACCUACUUUUUUGGCAUGGCUAGCUCCCUCUGGUGGGUUAUGCUAGCACUAACAUGGCUUCUAGCUGCAGGGCUCAAGUGGGGAAACGAAGCAAUAUCUCGAUAUUCUUCAUAUUUUCACGUUGCUGCCUGGACAGUGCCAGCUGUUAAAACAAUUUCUGUUCUAGCCCUGGAUGGAAUAGAUGGAGACCCAGUAGCUGGUAUUUGUUAUGUAGGGAACCAAGAACUCACUUUUCUGCGAGGUUUCGUAUUAGCACCUCUCUGCGUGUAUCUUGUUUUGGGCACUUGUUUCUUGUUGGCUGGAUUCGUAGAGCUCUUUCGAAUCCGAAGUGUCAUACGACAACAAGCCGAAGAUAAAGUAGACAAACUGGAGAAGCUAAUGAUUCGAAUUGGUGUGUUUUCGGUUCUGUACACGGUUCCAGCCACAGUGGUCAUUGGAUGUUACCUUUAUGAACAACACUUCCGGGAAGCCUGGGAACAAAGACAUAACUGUCCUUGUAAUGCAACUGACGUUCGACCAGAUUAUUCGAUCUUCAUGCUCAAGUACUUCAUGUGUCUGGUGGUCGGGAUUACAUCCGGGUUCUGGAUAUGGUCCGGAAAAACUCUGGAUUCCUGGAGGAACUUUCUAAGAAAGCUGUGUCGAAUGAAGGUCCAGGAGAGGCAGACUUUCAGACAAGAAAAUCUUCCUAAUCAACUUGAACAGGACAUAUCUAUCGGCGUUAAGCAGGGUCCAGUUGUGAAUGUGUGAUGAAUCAAUGUGAAUAUCUUGAAAGUUGUGAAGGUUCUUGUUAAACUUCUGGUGCUUGAAUAUUUUACGUUUUCAUGAAUGCAGAAUAAAAGAAAAGUGUUUCCUUUUUUUUUUAUAUAAAUCCUGCACUUGAAUUAUAACUAUUGUGUCUCUCUUGCCUAAGGCAAAAUAUCAGUUACUGUAUUAACUUCAACGUUUAAUAUGUGAUUUUUUGAUUUUUCGUGUAGUGUGUGUGUUUUAUCUGGAUUAAAUCCUACUAUGAUACUUGUGUUAGUCAAGAACUACGAACGUUUGAAUGCCUAGCAAACACUACUUUAAACUUUUUCAUAGGUUUGAAAUAUUAUUUACUAGGAAAUGUACUUUCGUCUUCUGUACAGUGUCGUUAGUGUUUAAGUAUUGGUUUUCUUAUUAUGUGUUUUCGAAGAGGUCCGAGCUUCGCUUGUGCACAAAGUAACUGUAAUUAUUCAUUGUGGGUUCUAAUAUUCACAUUUUAGCAAGAAACCUAUGAUACGUGUAGUAGCUUCACUGUCUUUUGUUAUACAAUCAUAAUAUACGUACUUUUAAAAAAAAUCAAAUGUUGUUGCAGUGUUGGUAAUCGUCGUAAAAGUAUCCAUAAUUUCUUGAUUCUAUUUCUAAAGAAUAAUUAAUAUUUUUAAGAUAAAGCUUACGAAUUCCGACAUAUUUGUUAUCAUAUACUAAAAAAACAAACAAAAAAAACAAUUUCCUAGUAGUUUUAAUGGUAGUACGAAGGUAAAUUACCAUUGGUGAACUAUUAUUUGUAGUUGGGAAGUUAACGAGAGAGUUUUUAGUUUAAGCUAAACUUUCUAAUAAUGUUAGUUAAUAUUUGUAUGGUAAAGCUUGUAAUGUACUUUGUGAAUGCACGCGACAAUUGUUCUGAAUAUUAAACAUAUGGGAAAAUGU